UGUUUAAUUUGGGCGUGUACCGCAGGGAGGCUGUCCGAUCCUACAAGUCCUACGAUUUUUUCCGCCACGACAAUGAAGAAGCCAUGAAAAUCAGGAAGCAGUGUGCUCUGGUGGCUCUGCAGGAUGUGAAGUCCUAUCUAACGGAGGAGGGCGGUCAGAUCGCGGUUUUUGAUGCCACAAACACAACGAGAGAACGCCGAGAUCUGAUUCACGCCUUUGUGAAGGAAAAUGCCUUCAAGGUUUUCUUCGUGGAGUCAGUCUGUGACGAUCCAGACGUCAUCGCCGCCAACAUCCUGGAAGUGAAGGUGUCCAGUCCCGAUUACCCAGAGAGACACCGGGAGCGAAUCAUGGAUGACUUCCUGAAACGCAUUGAGUGUUACAAAGUCACGUACCAAGCUUUAGAUCCUGAUGACUACGACAAGGACUUGUCUUUCAUCAAGGUCAUUAACGUGGGCCGGCGUUUCCUGGUGAACCGAGUGCAGGACUACAUCCAGAGCAAGAUCGUUUACUAUCUCAUGAACAUCCACGUGCACUCCCACUCCAUCUACCUGUGUCGCCACGGGGAGAGCAACUACAACAUGGAGGGACGCAUCGGAGGAGACUCUGAACUCUCCCCCCGGGGGAGACACUUUUCCCACGCUCUGCGGGAUUUCGUUGAUGAGCACAAGCUGUCGGACCUGAAGGUGUGGACGAGCCAGCUGAGGAGGACCAUCCAGACCGCCGAGGAGCUCGGCGUGCCGUACGAGCAGUGGAAGAUUCUCAAUGAGAUCGAUGCUGGAGUGUGUGAGGAGAUGACCUACGAGAUGAUCCAGCAGACUUUUCCAGAGGAGUUUGCGUUGAGGGACCAGGACAAAUACCACUAUCGGUACCCAGGUGGAGAGUCAUACCAAGAUCUAGUUCAGCGUCUGGAGCCAGUCAUCAUGGAGCUGGAGAGACAAGGCAACGUGCUGGUCAUCUGCCACCAGGCUGUGAUGCGCUGCCUCCUGGCUUACUUCCUGGACAAGGGUGCAGAGGAUCUCCCGUACAUGAAGUGUCCGCUCCACACCGUGCUCAAACUCACUCCUGUCGCGUACGGUUGUAAAGUGGAAAUGUUUUACCUGAAUGUGGAGGCAGUAAACACGCACAGAGACCGGCCCAUUGGUAAAAUUCCCAAGGACUCUUCCCUCAUUCACCGGCGGAAUAGUUACACCCCCUUGUCCAGUCACGACCAGGUCAAGCGGCCCCGCCUCUACAGCGCAGGCAACCAGCCGUGGCUACCGCUCGCUCCCACGCCGUCAGCUCUGAUGCCAGAGGGACUGCAAAGCCAAACUCGGAUUGGAGGAAACUGUCUGAAUCCCUGUGUGAAGGAAUCAACUUUGAAAGCUCAGAGGAAUCUAGUGGCUUUGUCUGCUUCUGACUAAAGGCUGGAUCCUGAAGUCCUCCAAGUCCUCCAACAUUUCACAGACCUUGUCUCGGCCCCUCAUUCUCUUCUUAAAGCUAACAUUGAGGACAGAGCUAACGUAUUAUGUCCAGCUCCAUUUUUGCAUGCUGCAGAAACUGGAAGGUGAUAAACACACACCAGUCAACCACAACGGGGUGAAGAAAUUCUGGACUCUUUUAUUUGUAAAUACUUCAGAUCUACCAGAACACAACCAGAUUCACUGUUCAUCAUAGAAUGUAACAACUACCUGCACUGUUAAUCGGUCCAAAGGUUCCACCGGUUUUCACUUUGGCAAACGAAAGUAGAAGAUAAAGUAUUUUUAUAGCUGAAGGUGUGAUUCCUGUGAUUGUUCACCUGAAAAACUGCAGGCAGGUUCUCCAGAAGGUUUGAGUCCCACUGCAAGAAAGCAAAUCAUGUUAUAAAUCAACAGCAACCGAAAAGAAUGUUAGAGCAUUUAUGUGCUAAACGGUUAAAGAGCGCUCACUGGAAGAGUCCAGUCCAAGAAAAACGCUUUGAUGUUAUCUGUCAGCGCAUGAGAACACUUCAUUCUUCUACUGUGGAAGUCCUGCUCCAAGUUUCAGUUAUUGAACCUUUAAUGGUUGAUUGCCUGAAGUCGUCCUGCUCAAUCAGCCGUCUGUGCCUUUAAGCGGUCAAUAAAAGUACGUUCAGAAUGAA
This is a messenger RNA of Oryzias melastigma (Indian medaka), 2095 nucleotides long. Its product is annotated as 6-phosphofructo-2-kinase/fructose-2,6-bisphosphatase 2. The record is from RefSeq and is a predicted model, not a curated record. Gene Ontology annotation, cellular component: cytosol. NCBI's taxonomy places the organism in Eukaryota, Metazoa, Chordata, Actinopteri, Beloniformes, Adrianichthyidae. Gene Ontology annotation, molecular function: fructose-2,6-bisphosphate 2-phosphatase activity; 6-phosphofructo-2-kinase activity; ATP binding. Gene Ontology annotation, biological process: fructose 2,6-bisphosphate metabolic process; fructose metabolic process.